CCGUUUGCAGCCACACAGUUUCUAUUUGGAAACCAAGCGCCCACGCCCAUGCAUGUCGCUACUCCUAGACGCAGGCGCAAUAUCACUCCUUCUGUCAAACAUGGCUGUGCUUUUGAAGAAAGAAAAAUGCUGAAUUGUGUUGGUAGAUUUCGGAAAAGCAGCAAACAUGGCGAGAUUGGCUGAUUAUUUGAUUGUCGUGGGAUUAGAUCAGGACAAAACCGGUGCAGGAGAAGGAUGUGGGAAGAUCAUCCAGCGCUUCCCCAAAAAGGACUGGGAGGGCACAGCGUUUCCCCAGGGGGUGGAGAUGUUCUGCCAGCCAGGAGGAUGGAGGCUGUCCCGAGAGAGGAAAGCUCCCACCUUCUUCACGGUGGUGUUGACGGACAUCGACUCAGACAGACACUACUGCUCCUGCCUCACCUUCUACGAGGCAGAGGUCAACCUGCAGGGAACAAAGACCACCGAUGCAGAUGAGGAUGAGGAAGAGGAUGGCUUGAUCCAGCCCGCUCACGUUUUUGCACCAAAAAGUCUCAUUCUGGUCUCCAGGCUCGAUUAUCCUGAAAUAUUCCGGGGCUGCUUGGGCCUGAUCUACACGGUGUACGUCGACAGCCUGCCGUUCCCCCUGGAGGGGCUGGUUUCCAACCUCUUCACGUGCAUGGUUCCUGUGGCUGGCGGCUCCCAGAAAUUGUUUUCCCUGGGAGCUGGCGACCGACAGCUAAUCCAAACCCCUCUGAAUGACAACCUGCCUGUUACAUGCAAGAGUGUGGCCCUGCUCUUCCAGCAACUUGGAAUCCAGAAUGUUCUGAGUCUUUUCUGUGCGGUUCUGACCGAACACAAGGUUUUGUUCCAUUCUACGAGCUACCAGAGACUAGGGGAGGCGUCGCGUGCCCUGGAGGCACUCAUGUUCCCGCUCAAAUACAGUUACCCAUACAUCCCCAUCCUGCCGUCACGGCUGCUAGAGGUGCUGAGCUCACCCACCCCCUUCAUCAUCGGGGUCCACUCCAUGUUCCAGAGCGAGAUCCAAGAACUGUUGGACGUUAUCAUAGCUGAUCUGGAUGGAGGAACCAUAAAGAUUCCAGAGUGCAUCCACCUGUCCCAGCUCCCUGAACCACUGUUACACACUACACAGACUGCCCUGUCUCUGGUUUUGCAUCCUGAUCUGGAGAUAGCUGACAAUGCCUUCCCACCCCCUCGCACAGCCCCCUCCAACCUCAAACUGUUGGAUAAGGAGGUGCGAGCCGUGUUCCUUAGGCUGUUUGCACAACUCUUCCAGGGCUACAGGUCCUGCCUGCAGCUCAUCCGCAUCCAUUCCGAACCGGUUAUCCACUUUCACAAGACUGCCUUCCUGGGCCAGAGAGGCCUGAUCGAGAAUGACUUCCUGACCAAGGUUCUGGAUGGCAUGGCCUUCGCUGGCUUUGUGUCUGAGAGGGGUCCACCUUACAGGGCCUGUGAUCUCUUUGAUGAGCUGGUGGCCUUUGACAUGGAGCGCUUUAAGGAGGGGGCGGCCAGCCCUGCCAAGCUGCAGAAGCACAUGAGGGAACUCUCUGACCAACUGUACAAAAACGAGAAUCCCAACCCCCACAUGGCGUUCCAGAAAGUCCCUCGGCCCACAGAGGGCUCCCACCUGCGGGUGCAUGUGGUGCCCUUCCCCCUGCUGGACGAUGAGAAGGUGGAGCGGCUGCUGGCGGAGGGCCUGGCCAAGCAUCCCAGCGCCGCUGCCAUCACUACCACCACCCGCGCAGAGAGAAAGUGUGUGGUGCCCGCCGGCCCUCCCGUGGUGUCCAUCAUGGGGAAGAUGGGCUCAGUGUUCAACAGCGCUCGCAGGCUAGAGGUGGUGAGGAGCUGCAUCUCCUUCAUCUUCGACAACAAGACCCAGGAGACGGAGAAGACCCUGCCGGCUGCGCUGCGUGCUCUGAAAGGCAAGGCGGCUCGCCAGUGUCUGACUGAGGAGCUCAGUCUGCACGUCCAGCAGAACCGGGCCAUACUGGACCACCAACAGUUUGACUACGUCAUCCGCAUGAUGAACUGUGCCCUCCAGGACUGCUCCAGCUCUGAAGAGUACACGGUCGCCUCCGCCCUGCUGCCCCUGACGACGGCCUUUUACCGGAAACUGCCAGCUGGUGUGAGCCAGUUUGCCUACACCUGUGUCCAAGACCAUCCCAUUUGGACCAAUCAGCAGUUCUGGGAGGCCACGUUCUACAGCGAGGUCCAGAACCAGAUCCGAGCCCUGUACCUCACCGCCCCUGACAAACUAGGCAUCAGUGCCAGGUUAAAGGAACAAGGUUCCCUGCCCCCGACGGCCCCCAGCGCCUUGGAGCGCACGGCCAUGGACCUGGCGGCGGAGCAGCUGCGCGCCUGGCCCUGCCUCAGCAAGGAGAAGCAGCAGGAGCUGGUGAAGAACGAGGAGAGCACGGUGUUCAGCCAGGCCAUCCACUACGCCAGCCUCCUGGUCUACCUGCUGGUCCCCCUGGACACCAGCAAGAACAAGCUGCUCAGAGCCAACCCCGUCGCUGACUGGGAGAGCGGCAGCAACAGCAUCGUCACCAACAGUAUUGCAGGCAGUGUGGCGGAGAGCUUUGACACAGAGAGUGGCUUUGAGGACUCUGAGAACAGCGACGUGGCCAUCUCUGUGGUACGGUUCAUCGCCCGCUUCAUUGACAAGGUGUGCACCGAGAGUGGCGUCAGCCAGGACCACAUCAAGAGUUUGCAUAGCAUGAUCCCAGGCAUCGUGGCCAUGCAGAUGGAAACUCUGGAGGCAGUCCACAGGGAGAGCAGGAGGCUGCCGCCCAUCCAGAAGCCUAAGAUCCUGCGCCCAGUGCUGCUCCCUGGUGAAGAGUUUGUGUCGGAGGGUCUUAGAGUGGUCCUGGACCCUGAUGGCAGAGAGGAGGCUACGGGGGGGAUGCUCGGGGGACCGCACAUCCUGCCAGCAGAGGGAGCCCUCUUCCUCACCUCCUACCGCAUCAUCUUCAAGGGCUCCCCACACGACCCACUAGUGGGGGAGCAGGCUGUGAUCAGGAGCUUCCCAGUGUCCACCUUGACCAAGGAGAAGAAGAUCAGCGUCCAGAACCAACUGCAGCAGAACAUGCAGGAGGGACUGCAGCUCCGCUCGGCAUCCUUCCAGUUGAUCAAGGUGGCGUUUGACGAGGAGGUGAGCUCAGAGAUGGUGGAGGUCUUCAGGAAACACGUCCAGAGGAUCCGCUACCCUCAGUCCAUCUUCAGCACAUUUGCCUUCGCCGCAGGCCAGACCGCUCCCCAACUCAUCCUUCCCAAACAGAAGGAGAGGAACACAGGUUUCAGGACGCUGUCCAAGACCAUUGUGAAAGGAGCCAAGAGAGCUGGGAUGAUCACCAUGGGCCGUCAGAGUCAGACCACGCUGAAGAAGAACGACCGAGGGAGUCGGAUGACCUGGCACGAGGAUGAUGACAUCUCAGUGUCAGAUGAGGGUGAGCCACCCCCCAUCAGCACGUUGAGGUCGUCAGAGAAGUCCACCAUGGAGCAGCUGGUGGAGCGGGCGUGUUUCCGUGACUACCAGCGGCUGGGCCUGGGCACGAUCACAGCCAGCUCCUCCCGCUCUAAGACAGGAGAGCAGUUCAGAGUCACUGCAGUCAACAGACUCUACUCCCUCUGUCGCAGUUACCCAGGGCUCCUGGUGGUUCCCCAGUCGGUGCAGGACAGCAGCCUGCAGAAGGUGGCCCGUUGUUACAGACACAACCGCCUGCCAGUGGUGUGUUGGAAACACCCCCGCACCAAAGCUGUGCUGCUGCGAUCCGGAGGCUUCCACGGCAAGAGUGUGGUGGGACUCUUUAAGUCCCAGAACCAAUCUUCAACAGCCCCUGCCAACUCUUCAGAGUUGUCCAGUAGUCUGGAGCAGGAGAAGUAUCUACAGGCCAUCCUCAACUCCAUCCCCGUCUACUUCAAACUGAACGGCAGCAACACUCUGUCCAACCGCUCUCUCAUCGGCCUCUCACCAGGCAGUGAAAGGAGGACAUCUAGAAUACCAAAGAUGGCUCCCGUCCAUUUGGACAUGCCCUUCUCCAACAGCUUUGCCAGAGGAGUGCUUGGGUACAGAGAUAAGCUAUUCACUCACUCAAACCAAAAACCUGCCACUAAGGGGAGAAUCCAAAAUCAAGGUGUUUGGGCCAGCCUGCGUUCCAGCAGCCGCUUCAGCCAGCACCCUUCUGCAACCGAUGUUGGUGCCAGACUGGCAGGGAAGGAUUUGGCGCCCCCUGCAGGCAGCGAGAGCCUGCAUGCACAGCUCCUCAAACAGCAGGCUGCCCUCUACAUUUUUGGAGAGAAGUCCCACCUCAGGGGCUUCAAACUGGACUCUACUCUGAACUGUGAACUGGUGCCUGUGGACUUUGCUGACACGCGCCAGAUCAAAGGUGCCUUUAAGAAGCUGCUGAGGGCCUGUGCUCCGAGCGCUACGUCUUCAGACACACAGGACUCCUUCUUCAAAGCCCUGGAGGACUCUGAGUGGAUCCUUCAGCUUCACAAGCUCCUGCAGUUGGCCCUGAUUCUGGUGGAGCUGCUGAACAGUGGCUCGUCCGUCCUGCUGAGUCUGGAGGAUGGCUGGGACAUCACCACACAGGUGGUGUCCCUGGUCCAGCUGCUGAGUGACCCGUUCUACCGGACUCUGGAGGGCUUCCAGGUGCUGCUGGAGAAGGAGUGGCUGUCAUUCGGCCACAAGUUCAGCCAGCGCUCCAACCUGACCCCCAGCAGCCAGGGCAGUGGUUUCACACCCAUCUUUCUGCAGUUCCUGGACUGCGUGCACCAGAUCCAGGACCAGUGCCCCUUGGAAUUUGAGUUUAAUCAGCACUAUCUGAAGUUCCUGGCAUACCACUACAUCUCCAACCGCUUCAAGAACUUCCUCCUGGACUCCGACUACGAACGCCUAGAGCAUGGCACAUUGUUCGAGGACAAGCCGGGAGACAAGCAGGCCAGGAGGGGGGUCUGUAUCUGGGAGUGUAUCAGCAGAAUGCACCGGAGGAGUCCACUGUUCUUCAACUACCUGUACAGUCCCACAGAGGCUGAGCCGGUGCUCAAGCCCUCUAUUAGCAUCCCUGCUUUGAGGAAGUGGGACUUCUUCACGGGGGAGACCCUGUGCACAGGCCCGUCCUAUGACUGGAGGAUGCUGGCUGUCAGGUCGGAGAGCAUGGAGGAGACGGACACCAUCGCCACCAGCAAGAGGAGGAUCGUGUGGCCCUGCUACAGCAGUGUGGGGCGCGCCCAGCCUGACGCCAUCACCAAGCUCCUGGCUGACAUAGAGCGGCUGGAGGGGGAGAUGAGCCAAGCACCAGAGAGGUGGCAGGCCACUCUGGAGAGGGUCCGAGUCAGUAUCCAGGAGGACCUCAAACAGGAGGGAAAUCUCCGCAAGCAGUCUGCCUCCACUUCGGGGCUGAUCCCCACAUCCAGUCUGCAGGCGUUCCAGAGACGUUCCAUACUGCACCUGCCUGACACUGGCUUGGGGGAGGACAGCAGCCCCACUGCCACUAACGGGGUCAACCGCCGGGCCGCCACACUCUACAACCAGUUCACCCCCAAGAACGAGGAAAACAGAUCGUUUGAGGGGAUUCUUUACAAACGAGGAGCACUGCUGAAAGGAUGGAAACCUCGCUGGUUUGUUUUGGACAUUACAAAACACCAACUGAGGUACUACGACACGGGGGAGGACACUAACUGCCGGGGACACAUUGACCUGGCGGAGGUGGAGUCAGCUCUGAUCGCCACCCCCACCAUAGGAGCUCCUAAACACAUCAGUGAGAAGGCCUUCUUUGACCUGAAGACCACCAAGCGAGUGUACAACUUCUGCGCCUCGGAUGCCCAGAGCGCCCAUCAGUGGAUGGAUAAGAUCCAGAGCUGCAUCUCUGACGCGUGACCUCUGAACUCCCCAGCCAGGGCGUGGUCGAGAUGUGGUCAGGUCACUGCAUUAACACUAAGUGCAGCAAGGUGGCUGAGGGCAGAGACUGUGGGCACACAUAUAUACAGUGCAUAUUCAGCUCAGUCACCAUGGGAGUGGCUUUAACAUGAGGACCACAGUGAUCUAAGUGCCUGUUAGUGGAGGCUAUGCCGUACAUCCAUCCAUCCUGCUGCCUUGCAGGACUUCAGGCAGUCUUCACUCUGUCUGCCUGACAGCUUUAGCAGGAGUUGAUGAAUGUGUCCUGGUCUCUGCAGUCAGCUCUCUCUGUACUGUACCUUGUUACUGCUACAGAGAUCAACACAUAUAGUGAAAAGUAAAUGGCUGAAACGGAUGGCUGAGCACUACUAAGGAUAGUUUAUGCCAUUUCAGUUGUAAAUAGAUAAAAGCAAUAGCACUGGCCAUUUUAAACUGUGGGUUCAAUAUAUGAACGAAAAUAUAUAAAACAUACAAGAGAAUUUAUAUUAGAUAUUUUACAAUGAGGAAAAGGUGUUGCUGCUUGACAAAAGGUCUAAACCACCAAAAACGGAGGUUUUGAAAAUGCACAAUAUGACAAGGCAAUUUGUUUGCACUUAGUUCUAUAAUAUGCACUCCAUGUAGAAUGAUAGAUUUUCUUACUGAAGCGAACAGCCAGGCAAAAGGCAUUACUUUAUAACGAUGUAUAAAAUGACAUUUUCCUUAUCAAGACAAAUUGGAAGAGAGAAAAAACACUAAAGUUCAAAACAUUUUUCUGACAUUUUAUAUUUAAGUGAUGUCCUCUAUUUUUAAACAUACACUAUGAAUGUUUUUUACUCAUGGAUAACAGUUUGUUUGUUCUUGUGAUGUAAAUUAUUAUUUUUUAUAAAAAGAGUAACUCAUUGUUAAAGUGUGGUGGCUUAAUGUUUUAUGUAAAUACUCAUGUGAUAUUCCAUUUUUAUUUGAUUUGAUAUAUAACGUGUGUAUGCUUUUCUAAUUGUAACUGUACUAAGACCAUGUCUUAUGUGCCAAUAUAGUAACCUUGUUUCCUAUCUUUGAUGAGACUGACUGAGCCAUUGUGUGUUUAGAUGAAGAGGAGUCGACUCUUUCUCAGAAUAUCCAGAAAGGCUCUGUCGUAAAGGACUUUUAAAUCAAUCAGUCAGACGAUGUUUGUUUCAUCUGUUGUCUGCACCUUCCAGUUUGAGAGAACAAAGCAAAAGAGCAUCAAAGUCAUUUCAGAAGCUAUAUGUUACUGUGUCUUUUGUACCAUGUUUUGCAUUGAUACUAAUGUUUGGUUUUGUUUAUAAAUCAAGAGUACUUGAACUA
This is a messenger RNA of Oncorhynchus keta (chum salmon), 7192 nucleotides long. RefSeq names its product myotubularin-related protein 13-like. The record is from RefSeq and is a predicted model, not a curated record. The transcript is spliced from 42 exons. NCBI's taxonomy places the organism in Eukaryota, Metazoa, Chordata, Actinopteri, Salmoniformes, Salmonidae. The coding region runs from base 167 to 5872 and encodes 1901 amino acids.